Messenger RNA from Megalops cyprinoides (Indo-Pacific tarpon), 1242 nucleotides. It is a transcript of the gene atox1, whose product is annotated as antioxidant 1 copper chaperone. Lineage: Eukaryota; Metazoa; Chordata; Actinopteri; Elopiformes; Megalopidae. The coding region runs from base 79 to 282 and encodes 67 amino acids. The transcript has 4 exons. The record is from RefSeq and is a predicted model, not a curated record. Gene Ontology annotation, cellular component: cytosol. Gene Ontology annotation, molecular function: copper chaperone activity; metal ion binding. Gene Ontology annotation, biological process: copper ion transport.
GUGGUCUCGUGACUGGAAUGCAAAUCGGAGAAAACGGAAGUGAAGAGGGUCCUCAAUACCGAAAGGAUCUGUUAAAAAAUGACGAAGCACGAAUUUUUCGUUGAUAUGACCUGUGAAGGAUGUUCAGGCGCAGUUACACGAGUCCUCAACAAACUGGAUGUGAAAUUUGAUAUUGACCUUCCCAACAAGAAAGUAUUCAUCGAGUCUGACAAGGCUGCUGAAGUUCUCAUGGAAACGCUGAAAAAGACUGGAAAGGCUGUCACUUACAUCGGACCAAAAUGAAGCGCCUCCCCCUUUCUUGGAUAAAACAGGUGACUGCUGCUGAUAUGAAGGAGUGUUGGACAGACCCACCAUUGACAGCCCAGUUUGAGAAGUGGCUUUCCCACCCUGCUGAACAGCCAGCAGACCUUUGACCUCUCAGCUACAGAUUAGUGUACCCCUGGGGACCCUUAGUAUGUGCUCUUUAAAGUUGUAUACCUCCAUAAUUUAAAAUAUGUGUAAUAUUUGACUUAAAAACUGUCUGACAAUCGAGGAACAAUCUCUCUGUGUGUGUUUUUUUUUUUUUUUUAAGCCUUGUUAUAACGAUUCACAAGGAGCUGUGCAAUUAGGAAAAGCCAUGAUCUGCAUGCAUGUGUCCUGAUUUUAGUUUUUAGAGUUCCCGAUGAUCUGUUUCUCUGAAUGGAAAAAUAAAACAUUUGCAGUAUCAGAAUGUAUGUUUACAUUCAUCUGUUCGUUCAUUUUUCUGACAUUAAUGUAUUACCAAAAUGCAUUGUGAGCAGAAUAAGUGCAGACACAAGCCACCUUUGGCUUGCACUGUGUUCUCUGUGUCUCACUCCAAAUAUUUUGGAGUAAACUGUAUCAAGCCAUACACCACAAGAACAUAUCAGCAGAUAGUCACUCUUUGCAUGUAAACAGCUUAACGGCUAAAUCCUUAAAUGCCUGAUGUAAUAGCUUAAUUGUCUUACUGGCUUUGUUGAUGCCCAAGCUAUGAAAAUGCAAAACAUUUGGUUUUGCAGCUUUGCUGAGAAAAUAAAUUCAGGAAAACCUCACCAGUAGAUGGCAGUGUUUGCAUGUCUUGAAUAGUACUUCUAAGAGCCGGCAAAUACACUGAAGUUCACUUGAUGUAAUUUAAUCUGCCAAUUUUGUAUAAAUCUGACUCUUUCUUUUCUUUAGCUACAACACUAACAAGCAAAAUCCACUUUUGCUUUAGUAGCUUCUAAUUCUCAUCUGUUGUUGUAAUUU